AUGGAGAAAUUCGAGGAGACAAAACAAUGGGAAUUGCCAAAAAAGGAGGUGGAAGACAGCCGGGUCAAGGGAAUCCGCGGCGAGAGAAAAGAUGGGUCCGUCGGAGGAGAGGCGGAUCGAUGCCAGCUGACGACGGCGGUCCCUAGAGGCCCCACUUGUCCAAUCACUUGGAUUUCCGAUCAAUCCAAGAUAUUAGUCAAAAAAUCAAUCGACUUUUUUCAAUUUUCAAUUAUGUCUUACAGUUGACUCACCAUGAGCCAAUAUUUAUGCUUCAUAUACCGCUAACAUUCGACGAAAUAUACUACAAAGACGUCUGCAUCUCUUAUUUUUGCACACUAUUUCGCAAAUAAUGUCCAGAUGAAACUCGUCUCAAGCUAUCGAUAAACUAUAAAAAUCUGGAGGAUUACUAAAGCUUUUUUUUUUCGAUGACUCUAUAAAAGAUUUGACGUUCUAGCCUGUCUGCGCUCUCUUUUCUCUCAUCGGUGUGAAAAAAAGUGCCGCUGAACUGAACCAGGUUUGUCGGAAACACCGAAAAAAAGCAGCGAAUUUUGAAAAAUUUUUUUGUCCUAACCUAUGAAAAAAAGAACUCAAAUCCAGUUCAGAAAAAAAUUAAUUUAUAUUUAAAAAAAAGUCCGUAGAGUUCACUUAUAAUAAUAAAUUUUUGGUUUAUAUUUGAACUGGAAAAAAAGUCAACGAGACCUUUCUCAAUUUCCCAUGUUGCGCAAUUGCAUUAUAAAUAAAUUUCAACAGAACAGGUGCUUGAUUUGCGAAAUUAAGGGUUUUUUAUCCCAAAUUUCCAAUCUCACCUGCCAUUUUUCGCUGCUUUUUUGCAGUUUCUGACUCUCCCAAAGGUAUGAGACCAGUCUGCCGACUCCAAAUAACGUGGUAGACAGACGAAAACAAAUAAAAAGUGCAAUUUGAAAUGAACCCAAACAAGUCGACAAAAAGAUUCCAUCGGUAACCCGCAAAAAAGAGGAAAAUCAGAUAGAGAUCGAAAGAAGAAUGUGCAGGAGACAAUUCGAAAAAGAGCUGUUUUGCCUACAAAUUCUUGUUGUUUGUGCUGAUUUCCUCGGUGGAAAACAAGCGAUUGAGAGAAAAAACUCUUGGAAUUUGAAAUUGUUAUUUAGUAAAAAUAUUCAAUUUUAGAUAGCUUUUUCUAAAUUUGAGUUUUUUUCAUCAAGUUUCCGGACUUGAAAUAAAUACGGUUCUUUUGAAAAGAUUUGGAAGGACCGUUUUUCAUUUCAUAAUAGCAAAGCAGUAUCCACGAAAAUCUCCUUUCGCAACCGAAAAAAAAAAUGAGCCAAAUAGAUUUCCGAUCAUUUCAAUACAUAUUUUCGGCUAUUCUAUGUUUUCAAAUCGUUUACAAUGAAUCAAUGGAUUGAACAAAUAAUGAAACACGCAAAAUAACAGAAAAUAGCGCAAAAUGGAAAAAAGGAAGUUUUUCUUUCAAAAUGGGCGUCCAGGCGUGUGGACAAUAUUUCACGGUUGGCUUCGCAUUUAUUGCCCUUUUCGCUUUGCUCUUUUCUUGAAAAAGGAAAAUAAAACAUGGACAAGAACAAACUGGAUUCUACGAAGUCUUCAAUUUUAAAAGACAUGGGAACUGUAUGAUUCCAGGAAAAAGUCAUUCAAAUUUGACAAAGGAAUGAGAGAAACUCAUAAAUGUUUCAUGUAUGGAAUCGCGCGUUUUUGUUGUUGCUCAACACGCGACCAAAUAAUUUGAUGGUUCAUUUUACUGCUGAAAAACGAGGAUUCAAUGAAAUCAUUGGGGUUAUUUAAACUUUUUUUUUUUUGAAUAUUUGAUUGAAAGUUUGAAGAGGACAAGCUUGAAAAAUUAGAUUAUCCAAAAAAGAAAUAAAAAAGCUACUUUUUUUUAAAAUCUUUUGCUCGGGUAUUUGAAGGAACGCAGACUUAUUUCGUAAAUAUUUCUGAGCUGUUUUCAACAUUUUUCGAGGUCAGACAAGAAUUUACCAUAGCGAUAUUUUCUUGGAAACUAAAAAAUUCAACUCAAAAAAGGCUGAAUAUGACCCGUCAGAAAGAAAAUCGCCGAGAGAAUAAUUUAAAUCCAAAAAAUCCGGGCAACCGGAAAUCCAAGGUGCAAUCAUGCUCCAAAAACUGCUUUAUUCACUUUUUUCCAGCCCUUCUUAUAGAAAAACAGAAUAACACUAGAAAAGUGAAGGUUGAGAUAAAAGAAAGGAAAAAAUUGCAGGAGUUACCAUGCAGGUGCAGCGUCCAGUCUACUGUAGAGGAAAAAAUAGAAGUGAAAAAUGAAAGAAUGAAAGUAGGAUAAUGCAGCGAGAAGAGAAAGAUUAUGAAAAAGUGAACUUUCUUUGAAAAAAGGCAUGUUUUCAAAGCGGAGAGGGCAAUAGGCGUUCAAGAAGCUCACUUGGUAUUAUUCAAACUCUCAAGUUGAAGAUUUUGAAGUUCAUUCUUGAAGGCUAGUUAAAGCUUCACUGAACGGCAAUUCUUGCAGAGGAACUAAAAAAAAGCGGAGGAAAAAUGGUAAUAGGUUGAAGUGAGAGAUGAAGCUGCAGCUUGGAAAAAGUUCUCAAAUUUGAAAAAGAAGAAAUUAUUAUCUAUAAAAGUUGAAAUCACAAGCUUUGAAGUAACGAGAGGUUCGAUCAGCACAAAGGAUGAAAGAAUCAGCUUCAAGUUUUGAACCAUCAAGCUUCGAAUUUUUCGGCUACCGGCUGCAAAAUUUCAAAUCCAGACCAUUUUUGUUUAUUUCCGUUGCAGACCCCAGUGCAUUGGGAAACUUCUCAGAAAGCUUCACUCGAAAAUUAGACAAAGGAUGAAGACGACUUUGAGUCAGAUCACAGUUCAACCGCUCCAGGACCGCUCCCAACACUAGUUUUUCGAGGUUGAGCUUUGAAGCUUCACUGGGGAACUAGGCAGGGCGGAUAGGAACCGAAGUUGAAGUGGAAGAGGCGCUUGAUCGGAACUGCACCUACAGGAGCGGUUCCGGUGGAGGAGGCCCCCAGAAUCAAUAGGAACAACAAUGGUGACCAGCAGGUCGAGUGUUUGCGGAAGCCUUUAUGCCCACAGGCGCAGAUUGCCUCGAGGCGCUGAAUCACGCCGACGUGACGUCACAGAAUGGGGAGUUUUGCCAAUUUGCUACACGGUCCGAUGGCCCUCACUCUUCCCACUCGCAUUAUCUCGGCAAGCAUCUCAGGGUGAAACGUUCGUCGGAUGCCGUGCAUUCCGACGGGUUUUUCCUCUUUUUUUUUUUCGCCGCCCAAGGAGUAGCACAUCUAAAAGUAAAAGUUCAAGCGGGGAGAAUGUAAUGAAGAAGAGUGGAUCACUUUCACAAGGAAAAUUACGCUUUUGGAAGCUGACUAGAGGUGUCAUUUUAUUUGAAGUUCAGAAGCUCCUCAAAGUUGGCCAAAACUUAAUACACUGGAUAAAGAUCCUGAAACUUUGAACCUUUGUGACUUUGGAAAAGGUUUCGACAAUUCUGAAGUUUAGAGUAAAAUCUUCUAAGUGGCUUAUGUGGUAGCCCCAUAUGAAUCCCUAAACGCUGUCGUAGGGGUCCCUAAAAAGAUAUAAAAAUUUUGGGCUGUAAAAAGCUUCCACUGGUUACCGAAGAAAUAUUUUUCUAAUAAUAGUACUGAUUCUCUCAAAAAAAGUAUUUAUUUGACGCUAUUAGAUUCGCAGCUGAAUUAAUGUAAGAGAUCGAUUUUUAACCUUUAAUCCUUUAAUCUGUCGAAGUCGACAUAAAAAGAGAAUCUGAAAAUAAAAUCAAGGGUUGAAUUUGUUCACAAAGAGCGCUCUAGUGAGGAUUGCUAUCAAAUACAUGUGUCACUUUACAAGAGCCUUUGAAAUGAGAGAUACUAGAGGAUACUUGUCUUUUUUACUAUAGGUUUGAAGUUGAACUACCCACUUGAGAUUUUUUUCAAAAAAAAAUCUCCGUUCUCUUCAAACCUUCGUUUGAUUCCCUAUUGCCUUUUUCUGAAACGUAUUGAGAUGAAUGUGGAAUUUUUGAAAAAAGUUCAAAUUUUUCUCUCUUCUGUUUUUUUCAUUAUUUUUUAUGAAUAUUCGAAAGCAUCAGAUCACGAAGGAUGACUGAUAAAUUAGAUUAUUAAGUGAAGAUAAUUUUUAUAUGCCAAGAAAUUCCAGCAGCUAUAACUGAAUUAACUAUUUUUAGUUAGUAAACUUAGGCUUCUACAGAGGUCACUAAACUUUAGCCUCUUAAGUGGCCACUAUUUCGACCACUAUAGUUGUAAAAAAUCUUAUAGGCUCCCACAAAAAGACGAAAAUAAACGUAAAAAACCAAAAUCGGCGCCGAAAUUCAAAAGACGGGUGAAAUAAAUUGUUGGCCACUGAAUGGAUCUUCGAGGGCAUCUAGACAUUCGCGAAUUGAAUUCGACAAGCAAAGUGGCCGAGAGGCGUUGAGAGACACCUGGGGGAACUCCAACCGGUUGGCCCCCGUCCAAUUACGGCCCCCGGGGCUCAACUUCGUCGGAGUUCGAGAAACUUCCGACGACAACCGGUCACGCUGA
Messenger RNA from Caenorhabditis auriculariae, 4496 nucleotides. The record is from the annotation of a GenBank genome assembly. Lineage: Eukaryota; Metazoa; Nematoda; Chromadorea; Rhabditida; Rhabditidae.